Molecule: messenger RNA, 1978 nt
Organism: Tribolium castaneum (red flour beetle)
Lineage: Eukaryota; Metazoa; Arthropoda; Insecta; Coleoptera; Tenebrionidae
Gene: blw
Product: bellwether
Exons: 7
Coding region: 108-1763 (551 amino acids)
Biological process (GO): proton motive force-driven ATP synthesis; proton transmembrane transport
Molecular function (GO): ADP binding; proton-transporting ATP synthase activity, rotational mechanism; ATP binding
Source: RefSeq, a predicted model, not a curated record
UGUCACUGUAGUUGGCACUUCCGCCGCGUUGCAUUGUGGGUCAGACAAUCUGAUCGCCCUUUGCAGCCUGAAAUAUCGUGUUAAGUGCUGGGAAUAAAACAAGAAAAAUGUCCCUUCUUUCCGUUCGUCUGGCUGCUUCAGUGGCACGCCGCUUGCCGAAUAAUGUCGCACAGGUCGCGGGGGUGGCUUUCCCAGCCACGUCAGUUGCUGCCCGAAAACUCCAUGUCACCCCCAAUAACCGCGGCGCUGAGAUUUCCUCGAUUUUGGAAGAACGCAUCCUGGGGGCUGCCCCUAAAGCCGAUCUUGACGAAACUGGACGCGUAUUGAGCAUUGGUGAUGGUAUCGCUCGUGUCUAUGGGCUCAAAAACAUCCAAGCCGAUGAGAUGGUGGAAUUCUCAUCAGGCCUUAAGGGUAUGGCCCUUAACUUGGAACCUGAUAACGUCGGUGUCGUAGUCUUCGGUAACGACAAACUCAUCAAGGAAGGCGAUAUCGUCAAACGAACGGGGGCUAUCGUCGAUGUUCCCGUAGGCGAUGAACUUUUGGGACGUGUAGUAGAUGCUUUGGGUAACGCCAUCGACGGCAAGGGCCCCAUCAACACCAAACAACGUUUCCGUGUGGGUAUCAAAGCUCCAGGAAUUAUCCCCAGAAUUUCGGUCAGGGAGCCAAUGCAGACUGGUAUCAAAGCCGUCGAUUCUCUCGUUCCUAUUGGUCGUGGUCAGCGUGAAUUGAUCAUUGGUGACCGUCAAACUGGUAAAACUGCGCUCGCCAUUGACACCAUCAUCAAUCAAAAGCGUUUCAAUGACGCCGACGAUGAAAAGAAAAAAUUGUAUUGUAUCUACGUCGCCAUUGGCCAGAAGAGAUCAACCGUUGCCCAAAUUUUGAAACGAUUGACUGACACUGGAGCCAUCAAUUACACUAUUAUUGUCUCAGCUACGGCUUCCGACGCCGCUCCUUUGCAGUACUUGGCGCCUUAUUCAGGCUGCGCCAUGGGUGAAUAUUUCCGUGACAACGGCAAACACGCCCUCAUCAUCUACGACGAUUUGUCGAAACAGGCUGUAGCCUACCGUCAAAUGUCGCUGCUGUUGCGUCGUCCCCCAGGUCGUGAGGCCUACCCUGGCGAUGUCUUCUACCUCCACUCCCGUUUGUUGGAGCGUGCCGCCAAAAUGUCCGAUGCCCACGGUGGAGGCUCCUUGACCGCUUUGCCCGUCAUCGAGACUCAAGCCGGUGAUGUGUCCGCUUACAUUCCCACCAAUGUGAUCUCCAUCACUGACGGUCAAAUCUUCUUGGAGACGGAAUUGUUCUACAAGGGUAUUCGACCGGCCAUCAACGUCGGUUUGUCCGUCUCGCGCGUAGGCUCCGCCGCUCAAACCAAAGCCAUGAAACAAGUCGCCGGUUCAAUGAAACUGGAAUUGGCCCAAUAUCGUGAAGUAGCAGCCUUUGCACAGUUCGGUUCCGAUUUGGAUGCCGCCACCCAACAGCUCUUGAACAGAGGAGUCAGGUUGACUGAAUUGUUGAAGCAAGGACAGUACGUGCCGAUGGCUAUUGAGGAACAAGUUGCCGUGAUCUAUUGCGGAGUUAGGGGACAUCUUGAUAAAUUGGAUCCUUCGAAAAUCACUGUUUUCGAAAAGGAAUUCUCGCAACACGUGAAAACAAAUCAUCAAGCCGUGCUUCAGAGCAUUGCCAAGGAAGGCAAAAUUACAGACGAAACCGAUGCCCAGUUGAAGAAGAUCGUCUCCGAUUUCAUUUCAACCUUCUCUGGUUAAAACAAUUGAUGUAAUAUUCAUAAGUCAUUAUUUAUUUCUAGUUGAUAUUUUGUACAAAAGUCAACUAAAAAUAAGCCGUUGAACCGUUUUAGACUAGGCCCGCCAUAGUUUUAAAACUCUGUGAAUUGUAUAGGUAAAAAAUCGCAAUUAAUUAUCUUGAAGGUUUACGGCAUCUUGUUUUUAAUAUCAUUUGUCACAAUAAACGUUAAACAGUA